This is a messenger RNA of Drosophila persimilis, 1445 nucleotides long. RefSeq names its product casein kinase I. Gene Ontology annotation, biological process: peptidyl-serine phosphorylation; signal transduction; negative regulation of canonical Wnt signaling pathway. The record is from RefSeq and is a predicted model, not a curated record. Gene Ontology annotation, cellular component: cytoplasm; nucleus. The transcript has a single exon. Bases 114 to 1238 code for a protein of 374 amino acids. Gene Ontology annotation, molecular function: ATP binding; protein serine/threonine kinase activity. Lineage: Eukaryota; Metazoa; Arthropoda; Insecta; Diptera; Drosophilidae.
UCCGUACAAGUACAAAAUUAUUUCCAAAUAAAAAAGGCCAGAGCUCAGUAGAUUGCAAUUCAGUCGGCGAGCGAGCUGUGGCUAAAGAAAAAAAGAAUUCAGACGAAACCGAGAUGAAGUCUCAGACACAAGCACCGAUGGAGGACAGCACUCCCUCUGGACGCAACCGAAAGCCGUCGCUGCACUUGGACAACCAGCUGGUCGGCGGCAAGUACCGGGUGGUGAAGCGCAUCGGGUCGGGCUCCUUUGGCGACAUCUACCUGGGGGUCUGCUUGAAGGACGCCUCCGAGGUGGCCAUCAAGGUGGAGAGAAACGAGGCCAAGUAUCCGCAGCUGGCGUACGAGGCGAAGGUGUACCAGAAGCUGGCCAAGAACCCGGGGUUUCCCACCCUCAAGCACUUCGGCUGCGAGCAGCACUUCAAGGCCAUGGUGAUCGAGCUGCUGGGACCCUCGCUGGAGGAGCUAUUUUCCUCGUGCAAGCGCCGCUUCUCACUGAAGACGGUGCUGAUGGUCGCCGAUCAGCUGCUGUCCCGUCUGGAGAACCUCCACUCCAUCGGAUUCAUCCACCGCGACAUCAAGCCGGACAACUUCCUGAUGGGCACGGGCAAGCAGGCCCACAAGCUGUUCCUCAUCGACUUUGGUCUGUCCAAGCGAUACCUGGACGCCGAGUCGCUCCUGCACAUACCCUUCCGCAAGGAUCGCAACUUGACGGGCACCGUGCGCUACGCGUCCGUCAACGCCCAGAAGGGGAUCGAGCAGUCGCGGCGCGACGAUCUGGAGUCGAUGUGCCACUGCCUGAUGUACUUCAAUCUGGGCAAGCUGCCGUGGCAGGGCAUCACCGCCGCCAACAAGAAGCAGAAGUACGAGAUGAUUCUGGAGAAGAAGAGCGGCACCAAGAUCGAGGAGCUCUGCAAGGCGUUCCCCUCCGAGUUCGCCGUGUUCAUGAAGUACGUCCGCAGCAUGCGCUUCAACGAGGAUCCCGACUACAACUACAUGCGACAGCUGUUCCGCCUCCUAUCGCGCUCCCUGAACUACCAGUACGACAACGUGUUCGACUGGUCGCUGCUGAAGCAGCAGAAGCUGGAGCGGCAGCGCGAGCGCGACCAGGAGCGGGCACGCGGGAUCACCGGGGCGCGUCUGUCGCAGGCCAAGAAGGGCGACCACUUGCCGCUUGGCUCCGGGCGCAAGUUCAGCCACUGUGCCGUGGGCGAUCGCUCGACAACCUGCAUCAGAAAGUGAUUGUGGGCGGGGACGCCAGACACUGCCUUCCCAGACACUCUCAAAAUUAGUUCUUACGUAGAUACAGUAUUUUCAUUUAAAAGUUCAAUUGUUCGGGACCCUUGACACGAGUGUUGGAGGAGCUUGAGGCUGGCAAUCGGUGGACACUUGAUUCAACUGUGUUUUCUUAUUUAUAUUCCGCAUUAAAGCUAAUCGAAGUAGGCUGCA